UUAGUCAGGUUAAAAGAUGAGGGGUACAUUUAAGGAUAUUGUGAUUUUUUUAUGUUCAAAGAAAAAAGGUGUCAAGAACUGUAAUCCAUCAUUCUUGUUAACAAAAGGAGAGAAGAACUUUUGGCAUAAAUAGAGGGUCACAGAGAACUGAGUGGUUUAGCUUUGAGUAAGUGAAAGGGAAACAUCAAAAUGAACUGAGAAAAGUUGGAUAUGAAACUGUGAAAAGCAAGAAAGAGCACAUCAGAGUACACCAAGGCACAGAGAAAGGAAGUUAAAUCCAGGAAGUGUGAAACACAUGAACCACGAAAAACUUCCAUCCUUAAACUUCAUUCAUUUCAGUGUUAGGGAGGUAUCAGCGUGAACUGAGCAAAGUGAUGUGUUAAAUGGGCAAAGUGAUAUAUGACAACUGAUAAAAAAAAACAGAGAUGGAACCACAGCAAUGAGAGAUAAUCAAGGAAAAGCAUGAAACAUGCAAACUUAAGAGAUGUUCUAGGUAUUACUAUGAAAUAUUAAAUUAAAUAAUACCACUGAUAGGAAAAGGCAGAGUGAACACAGACAAGAGGCAAAGAGAGAUGUGUUAAUCUGUGAAAAUUGGUGAAAUACAUGAACUGUGUAUGUUCCAUAUUCCACUACAUUAAUUGCAGCAUUAGGAUUAUGUUAGUGUAAAGUAAUUUAACUGAUAGACGGACAACAGGCAAAGGCAAUGGAUACAGCACAGCACAUACAGCAAAGACUUAAUUGUGUUUAUCCAUGGAAAGUGUGAAAUACAUGAACCAUGGACAAAUGUUCUCAUCCAAUAUUUAACUUCAUUAAUUUCAGCAUUAGGAUAAAAUUGGUGAGGACUGAACAAACAGAUGUGUUAACUCAUCAAACUGAUAUAUGAAAACUCUGGAGAUUACACUGCCGAAUUCACCUCUCUGUAUGCGGAGGUUAUUCUUAUGUAAAUCCAGCAUAUGUCUUCGUGAUUUGGACACAGCUCAGUUUGACACCAAACCUCAUACAAGGCAGAAAAUGAUAUACUGUACUUUUUAAGUGUGUUGGAUCACAGGCAUAUUACAUACAGGAGAAAUGAAGUGGAAGCUAACCAUUACUGGAUCUUCAAAAAUGUAACUUCAGGGGGAGGUUUCUGAUUCAUUUAUGGAGUAGAAAAACUAAGUAAACUUGGGCCUACGCUCAAAAAAUAACUUAAUAUACAAAAUUCGACCACUUAUGAGAAAACUGUUAUUACAUUAACUUAGUCUCAAUAAGAUUACUCAAUACAGUGAUCAGUCAACUCCAACAUCUCAAGCUGCCAAGGUGGGACAAGGCUCAAAUCAGAAUCAAAAACAAAAUGAACAAUUCAAGUUUGGAAAUAAUGACAACCAGCUCGCCCACAUUGCUGCCAUCUAGUGGGGGUCUGGUGACCAACAGGUCACUCCCUGAAACCGUCAUCUACGGAAUUCUUCUGGGAGUUCUAAUAGUGCUGACGAUCCUUGGAAAUGUUAUGGUGUUAGCCUCAUUUGUGUUGGAAAAACGACUUCGAAUUUUGGUGAACUAUCCCAUAAUAUCACUGGCACUUGGCGACCUACUUCUUGGACUUCUAGUGUUACCCUUCAGUGCACUGCUCACAGCCACACAACAUUUUCCAUUUGGUGCAAUAUGGUGUAAUAUCUACAUCUCUUUCGAUGUCAUGCUCUGUAAAGCCUCAAUCUGGAAUGUCACCGCCAUAAGUGUCGACCGCUACAUUGCAGUCACAUGGCCUUUAAGGUAUCGUCAACACAUCAGUCACAAAAAAGUUUUUGCUGUGUUACUGGCAAUUUGGUUUGUGGCAGCCAUUACUGCUUUUGUACCCAUCUACAUGGGCUGGAAUACAGCAGAUGGAUUGGUUCAGAAUCUAGGUCAGGCAGAGGCACCCUCCUGCCAUCUGGCGGUUGAAAAUUUAGCAUACAGCGUGACACUAUCUCUCACAGAUUUUAUCAUUCCUUUGAUCCUGCUUUUGUUCACCUACGUUCAAGUUCUGGUGAUAGCGAGGCGUCAAGCGCAAUUGAUUCAAACGCCCCGGAUCGCUUUCAACAGUCACGCAAACGGACCAGAGUUGCCAACGCUGAACACGAAAGAGUUACGGGCCACAAUAAUGCUAUCGGCGGUCAUAGCAACAUUCCUACUGUGUUGGAUACUUUACAUGGUGACCUUCAUCAUAAAACCUUUCAUCCCUCACCUUGACAAUGACCUUGACCUGACAGCACUCUGGCUGGGGUACCUGAACUCGACAGCCAACCCCUUUGUGUACGCCGUGGCGCAUCCCAAAUUUCGGAGAACAUUCAUGAGAAUUCUGUGCCCAAAAUGGCUCUGUAAAUGUGCCAAGCAUCAAAGGAAUAGCGACUCUCCCGACUCGAACUUCAAUGCACAAAAUGCCCGCCUCUGUGGCCCUGAGACCAGCAUGAUAGAUGUCGCCUGCAUCUCUUUCCAAAGUUGAUAUAUAAACAAUAUAUGUAUGUAUUUAUCAAUAUGAACAUAUUUAUCUGAUAUUGCAACCUCAUAGCGAGGCAAAAAAAUGUUUACUCAUGCUCACAAAACUUGGUCAAGCAUUCAGAAUUGAGGUAAUUGUUAGUUAUUAGACUAGGGUCAUUCCACAGGAAAGUGAACAAAUGAGUCUUGUCACUGACACACAAAUUUAGUGAAAAAUGUGUACUAUGUUCUCUCUUAAACACUAUGCUCCUCUCUUCCCCAAUUUGGAAAGAAAUCAACAGAAAUUAAAAAGUGAUUUCCAGCUGUUUUGCCAAUAUUGCAUAAGCAAAAUGUGUGUGUCAUGGACGUGACUUUAAUUUUUAUUUUGAAUGACUCACCACUUUAAGCUAUGGGACUAUUAAAAAAAAUUAGGCCAAAAGUUGGUACUAACUGUUUGUCUGAAGAGUCUGUUCAGUAAGUAGUCAGACAAAUGAAAUGGUAUUAUGUUUUUUUUUUUUUCAGCAUCAGCUACCAGAGAAAUUGCAUUACUGUGUCACAUAGUUAUAUACUCAAUGAUUCUUAGUGCACUUAAUUUCUGGUCACACUUCAUAGAUUACUGCACCCUAAUCAAUAGCUCAGCAACUUUCUUAGUAACACACUUAUUUUUAAAUCCCAACCAAUGUUGAUGUGAAAAGGCCAGAUUGAGUACCUGAUAACACUUGGUAAAGAUGUUAUAAAAACAGCCUUCUUAUUGAAAUAGAAUCAUAAAUAAUUUUUUAUCACAGCCAAAAGCAUUUAAAGUAUGAUGUAAUAUUUGGCGAAAAUGCACCAAGCUUAGAAACUCACAGCAGUGCUUUUGACUUCUUCCAAUUCAGUUAAUUUAGUUAAAGGCAGAAGAAUGUACCAUUUCUCCACAAAUAGAUUUUUUUAUACCACUGUCACAUAUAAAAUUCUGGUGUAACACAGUUACAAUCGAUAAAAAUGUAUUAAAGUAUUGAAGCUUACAGCCAAGUUUCUGACUCCUCGCUAGAAGGUACAUCUCACAAGGGUACUGCUUUAAUCAUUGAAAUAUGCUGUAAUGACUAAAUCUUCUCAAUUAGGAAAAUUAUUAAUCUUUCAGAUACAUACAUUUAGAAUCAUUAAAAAAUAUUUCUUUGUCACAUUUGUAGUGUUUUUACAGUAAAGAU
Messenger RNA from Lingula anatina, 3614 nucleotides. RefSeq names its product histamine H2 receptor-like. Lineage: Eukaryota; Metazoa; Brachiopoda; Lingulata; Lingulida; Lingulidae. The record is from RefSeq and is a predicted model, not a curated record. Gene Ontology annotation, molecular function: G protein-coupled receptor activity. Gene Ontology annotation, cellular component: plasma membrane. Gene Ontology annotation, biological process: adenylate cyclase-activating adrenergic receptor signaling pathway; positive regulation of MAPK cascade.